Mesocestoides corti is the source of this 306-nucleotide messenger RNA. NCBI's taxonomy places the organism in Eukaryota, Metazoa, Platyhelminthes, Cestoda, Cyclophyllidea, Mesocestoididae. The record is from the annotation of a GenBank genome assembly.
AUGAAACCGGAACUGAUGGCAGAAGAAGGCAUUGUUUGGGGUAGGCAUGGAAAGAAACUAGGACAGGUUUCGAGGGGCGAUAUCGGCCCAAACUAUGGUGAGGCUGACUGCAGUAGCUUUAGCAAAGGCAGUGAGAAUAAAAUUGCACUAACAGAGACGUCAGAAGAAGAGCAGUUUGUCGUGACCGUGUCUACGGUCAUACGAUUUCACCACGUUCAAAUCACUAAGGUGACUUUAAUGUUGAAGUUCAUGCCCAAGGAAAUGAACGGCCGUGGCGACGGAUACACCCUGUGCAGCAGCUCCUAG